This is a messenger RNA of Suillus bovinus, 1063 nucleotides long. RefSeq lists its product as uncharacterized. Bases 148 to 750 code for a protein of 200 amino acids. The record is from RefSeq and is a predicted model, not a curated record. The transcript is spliced from 2 exons. NCBI's taxonomy places the organism in Eukaryota, Fungi, Basidiomycota, Agaricomycetes, Boletales, Suillaceae.
GCCCGUGUUGAUGCCCAUCCCUUGCCACAAUCAUUGACCACACAAAGUUUCUCAAACAUCAUCCUUCCAUCAACCCCAUCCAGGCCACGCACUGGUUUAUCAAUCGGAUGUAAUUACAAAUCUGCCCGAGUUCCGGACUUCGUGCAAAUGCUCGAGCGCACGCAGCAGUUGUACCCAGCAACACCCGAUAGCGUAAUCCGCCGGGUUAUCAUGAUAAUUGAAAUCAAAGCAGAGCCGAAAGAUAGCUAUAGAUCAAUUGAUUGGUCCAGACUUUGGAAGGAUCAAGUGGGGGAACAGGCUGCUCAUGCUUUCGACGCUGAUCCUACUUUACAAUACUUGGGGGUCAUCAUGGCUUAUGGUCGUCGUUGGGUGUACUGUAUCACUCAACGCCCAUCAUCGCAUACUCACACCAUGUCGGAGAAGCGCGACCCAACUUUCCAAGGCAUUGGAUCGUCAGAGACGUGGGAGUCACCAGAAGACUCCGAGGACUCAAACACGAUACUAGAAGACUUCAAGGUUGACAACCCUUCAUUGCCACUGUUGGAGUACCCGCCUUUUGCAUUUGAAGUGAAAGGUGGUGAGACAAUCGUGCAUGACCUCUAUCUCCUUGAUCCCAAGCAAAGGUCCCUUCAACUUUUUUCAAAGAUUUUAGAGGAUAUGCGCAAUCACAAUAACGAUAUAGAACGGAACGAAUUAGACCAACAACUGCGCAACUAUGUCCAAGUCGAACGAUACAAAUUGAUGUACUAGUCUACGAUCUACCGUUGCGGCCUUAGUGAUCCAAUAAAAAUAUGGAUGAAUGCCUUCCUUCACCGCGUUACUACACGUUGUGCGGUCCAACCUCUUGGAGGCCUGAGGCCUGAUCGAUGUGAUACAUCAGCCACAAAAGCAACUUGCUCGUUCACUUCGCCAUCGGUAUACAAGAAUCCAGUGUUCUAUCAUCCUGUGGCCUGCUCUCCAGUCGUAUGUUGUUCGCAAAAAUAUUGAUGCAGCUAAUACUCUGUAGGGCUGGCAUAUAGCGACAGGGACGUCUACAGCAGCGUGGAUGGCAGAACAUAUCUAA